UAUAUAGCUUUUUUAACUAAUAUUUUCUUUACUUUCUCUUUUUUAUCAUUGUUUUAUUUUGGCCAGAUGUAGUAUUUUAACUAUGUUCUAUCUUGUUAUUCUAAAGGGACUUUGUCCUAGAAUAAAGUUAUUUUCUAUUUCAUUUCAUAAACCGCUAGUCCUGACAAUUAUUGAGUUUGGCGAAUUUAAAAGAUAUUUAAAUUGUGAAAUAAAAGGCAAGGAAAAAGUUGUGAGGACCCGUGUCAAACGGGCCGUUUGAAAUGAGACCCUCCACUAUUUGUUAUUUGAUCCUCUCCGAGCUCACAAAGGCCGUCCAAUUAAAUGCUCCCCUUUCGCAGUUUAUGAAUACUGGGGAGGGAGGAGACAGUAGAGGGGGUCAUUAUUUAGAGAUAAAUGACAGAGAAGGGUCGCCCUCUAUUCCACCAUUAGCGAUAGAAUUCGCUAAAUCGCGGGAUCGGCUUAGGAGUAUAGUUGAGCCCUCAGAGGACACCCAGAAGAAGACUGGGAGAGUCGGAGGAAGGAGAAGAACGAAGAAGAAGAGGAAGAGAGAGGAAAAAAAGAUCGUUAGUUGUUGUGUCCUCGACGGGGAUUAUCGUUAA
Nezara viridula (southern green stink bug) is the source of this 599-nucleotide messenger RNA. The record is from the annotation of a GenBank genome assembly. NCBI's taxonomy places the organism in Eukaryota, Metazoa, Arthropoda, Insecta, Hemiptera, Pentatomidae.